UGCGCAGUGAGCGGCUCUGGGGCGGGGCGGGUUUAUAUCGGCGGAGGAUCACCUGACGUUCUGCAUUGCAGACUGCGGCUUCAGACAGCGCUAUGUACGCGCUUUUGGUCCUGGCCAGCCUCCUGGGCGUGGCUCUGGGCAGCCCGGUCCUCGGCUUAAAAGAAUGCACCAAAGGCUCGGCAGUGUGGUGCCAGGAUGUGAAGACGGCCUCUGACUGUGGGGCCUUGAAGCACUGCCUGCAGACGGUCUGGAACAAGCCAGCAGUGAAAUCCCUUCCCUGUGACAUAUGCAAAGACGUCAUCGUGGCAGCUGGCAGCAUGUUGAAAGACAACGGCACCGAGGAGGAGAUCCUUGAGAACUUGGAGAAGACCUGUGACUGGCUUCCUAACCCGAACUUAACUGCCUCCUGCAAGCAGAUGGUUGAUGCCUACUUACCAGUCAUCUUGGACAUGAUCAAAGGAGAAGCGAGCCGGCCUGAGGAGGUGUGCUCCGCUCUCAAGCUCUGCCGGUCUCUACAGAAGCGCCUGGCCGAGCUGAAUCGCCAGAAGCAGCUCCAGUCCAACAAGAUCCCGGAACUGGACACGUCUGAGGUGGUGGCUCCCUUCAUGGCCAAUAUCCCCCUCCUCCUCUACCCUCAGGAGGGGCCCCACAGCAAGCCCCAGCCGAAGGCUAAUGGGGACGUUUGUCAGGACUGCAUUAAGAUGGUGACUGACGUCCAGAUUGCCAUAAGGACCAACUCCACCUUUGUCGAGGCCUUGGUGGAACAUGUCAAGGAGGAGUGUGACCGCCUGGGGCCUAGCUUGGCUGACGUGUGCAAGAACUACAUCAACCAGUAUUCAGAGAUUGCUGUCCAGAUGGUGAUGCAUAUGCAACCCAAGGAGAUCUGUGGGCUGGCUGGAUUCUGUGACGAGGUGAAGGGGAUGCCCAUGCAGACUCUGAUUCCUGCCAAGGUGGCCGCGGAGAAUGUCAUCCCCGCCCUGGAGCUGGUGGAGCCCAUUAAGAAGGACCUGGCCCCUGCGAAGGCGAGCGUCUACUGUGAGGUGUGUGAGUACGUGGUCAAGGAGGUGGCUAAACUCAUCGACAACAAUAAGACUGAGGAAGAAAUAAUCCGUGCUUUGGAGAAAGUAUGCUCAAAACUGCCCACUUCCAUGUCUGAAGAGUGCCAGGAAGUGGUGGACACAUAUGGCAGUUCCAUCCUGUCCAUCCUCCUGCAGGAGGUCAGCCCUGAGCUGGUGUGCAGCAUGCUUCACCUCUGCUCCACGCAGGGGCUGCCGGCUCUGACGGCACACGUGACUCAACAGAAGAAUGGUGGCUUCUGUGAGGUGUGCAAGAAGCUGGUUAGCUACUUGGAUCACAACCUGGAGAAGAACAGCACAAAGCAGGAGAUCCUGGCUGCUCUCGAGAAAGGCUGCAGCUUCCUGCCCGACCCUUACAAGAAGCAGUGUGAUGAGUUUGUGACCCAGUAUGAGCCCGUGCUGAUUGAGAUCCUGGUGGAGGUGAUGGACCCGUCCUUCGUGUGCCUGGAGGUGGGAGCCUGCCCCUCAGUCAGUAAGCCUCUUUUGGGAACUGAGAAGUGUGUCUGGGGCCCGAGCUACUGGUGCCAGAACAUGGAGACAGCAGCCCAGUGCAAUGCUGUGGAGCACUGCAAACGUCACGUGUGGAACUAGAGGGAAUGUUCCAUCCUGGAGAAGCCGCAGCAUCUUUUCUUUCCUACUUGUGUAGCUGGGGGGGAAUGAACGCAUACAUCUAUCGAUUUUGUUUUAAAAAUAGACUUUCUUCCCCCACCCCGUUUCUGAAGUCCCUGUUGUAACAUUGCUGUCAAUGUGGGAGGCACCUCCCUCCCGCUGACAUAGCACUUCAGUGUCUCUCCUCUCUUUGCGCCUGGGGGUCUUAGCCUGCCCUUGCAUAGUGACAAUGGGGUGGGGGGGCCACUUGGUGCUGGCAUGAGCCAGUGCUUCCUGACAGAUGGCUGUCCACCCUCUCUGUACCCGGGGCCUUGUUCUGAGCCUGGCCAGGUGCUUGGACAUCUGUGGGCUUGGGCUUUCUGAGGGCUCCACCCACGCUAAGGAGGGACCCUCCCCCUUCCCAGGUCUGUUGGCUGCUGUACAAAGAAGCAAAACAAAGGCAGUUAUAUAUGAAAGAACAGAAGCUCAGACUAGUUAGGGUUUUCAAACAGUGUAGUUCCCGCUGUACUAGCGCAGAUUCAGAGAGAAGCUACUGAUGGUUCAGGGGAAGUGGCUGGACCAAGAGUUUGCUGUCCUGGGCUCACCCUGAUUCAGCUUCCAUGUGUCUUUUCCUUGUGGUUCCUUGUUCGGGGUUCUGUCGGUCUGGGUGGGAGGGAAAACUCUGGCUGAACGUAACUUGCUAGCUCUGUGUGGCGACCCUGUGGGCCUGGCUUCCACGUGUGUGUGUGUGUGAGAGACACUGGUGCCACCCCAUGCCUGUUUAGUGUCUGCCCAACCAUCGCGGGCCCCGUUGCUUUGGGCAGCCAUAGCCUCCCCCACUCAUAGAUGCUCUUUUUGAUCUUCCCUUUCAAAUGUGGUUGAGGAGCUUCCUGGUGGAUGGUGAGAGGCCAAGGGCUCUGCUGGGUGUGGAAGUGGGUGCCUCCCUUGGCCUCAGCUGCUGUGCUGCGCCACCGCCUCUUCUGUUUGGCCACAGCAUCUGUUCUGCUUCUGGUUGCCAGGUGAUACCAAGCAAAGGCAGGGAGAUGGGCUGUUACUAGUAAACGGACUUAAUGAUUUUUGUCUGUUUUGCACUAAAGUUUCUGUGAUUUAACAAUAAACUUCUCUCAGCCAGA
Loxodonta africana (African savanna elephant) is the source of this 2797-nucleotide messenger RNA. It is a transcript of the gene PSAP, whose product is annotated as prosaposin. NCBI's taxonomy places the organism in Eukaryota, Metazoa, Chordata, Mammalia, Proboscidea, Elephantidae. The transcript is spliced from 14 exons. Gene Ontology annotation, biological process: adenylate cyclase-inhibiting G protein-coupled receptor signaling pathway; prostate gland growth; sphingolipid metabolic process. Gene Ontology annotation, cellular component: lysosome. The coding region runs from base 93 to 1667 and encodes 524 amino acids. The record is from RefSeq and is a predicted model, not a curated record.